UGCCGCGCUCCCGCCUGAGGUCCCGGUGCGGCCUCCGCGCAGGCCGCGCCGCCCCGGGGCCAUCGGGAUCCCGAUUCUCCGAGCCUGGAUCCCGCUUUUCAGGGCCAGGGAAAGCUGCUGGAAUAGAACGAGCGCGUUACCUGGGGUGAGACUUGCGGUGUCAGUGCGCGGGCGGCUCUUCCUUUGCAAUCACAGAAAACGGUGAAGGGCACUGACUGCAGGAGAUCCUGGGCCCGCAAGUGCUCUUCAGUUAUGGCAACCCACAUCACAUUCCUUGUUUGCAGCCUUUUCUUCUUCAGCACUGUUUGUCCCGUAUGUAGCUCAAAUGUUUCAGUUCCAAAUACUUUUCUGCUCUCAGGAGCUGCCAAGUGCAGCAAAAGCCAGCCUGAGACAAAAGAAAAAUAAAUACACCAGUGCAUCCACCUUACUAAUUUUGAUGCUCUAAACAGAAAUUAAUAUCAACUUCUUAUAUUCUUAUGUUUCCAGCUUUAAUUUCCAUAGAUUCAUUAUUUUUAUCACUUGUAUCUGAUUCUGGGUUUUUUUCUAUUUUGUGCUAAAGUUUUAAGUGGUUUAAAAUGCUGUCACUCCAUAGGUGAAAAUCUUCUUAAGCUGAUGCACUCACUACAUUUGGAAGCUGUACAGCCAUCAGCUUCUUAGCUGCUCUGCUUCCUGAUACUGAAGAGUUUAGGAUUUUUGUUCAUGCAGACGGUUCAAAAUGAAUGAGCAUCCUAAAAAGAGGAAAAGGAAGACUCUGCAUCCUUCUCGUUACUCAGAUUCUUCAGGUGCAAGCAGAUACAUAGACAACAGUGGAAUUUUUUCUGACCACUGCUAUAGCGUCUGUUCCAUGAGACAGCCAGAUAUAAACAGAGGUAGAUUCCACAGUCCUGUGCAGAGCCUGGACACAGAUGAUGAUGGGAGUCCAGUGCAUGCCGGGAGCUCUCACUGGAGCGGGGCACACUCAAACGUUGGGAUGCACUGUACAGACCCCAAAAAGAGGGAUAAAGGUAAAGAUAAAGGUACUAACAACGGAAUGUGCAGAGACUUAUGUGACUCACCUAUAUUCAGUGACAGCCCCACAGAAGAAGAGAAACCUCUAGAUAUCCAAACUGUAGAAAUUUCUACAACAGAAGUGAAUGCUGUAGAAGUUCACGAUAUAGAAACACAGACUGUGUCACCUGAGAAGCUAGAAGCUGAGGACCUCGAGGAAAUCCCUCUGGAGACCUGUAAAAUCUUUGAGAAGAACCAGGCUUUGAAUAUCACAGCUCAACAGAAAUGGCCUUUGCUGAGAGCCAACAGCAGUGGCUUGUACAAAUGUGAGCUCUGUGAGUUCAACAGCAAGUACUUCUCUGAUCUGAAGCAGCACAUGAUCCUGAAGCAUAAGACAUGUACAGACACUCAUGUCUGUAAAGUUUGUAAAGAAAGUUUCUCCAGCAAAGUGCAGCUCAUUGAACACGUAAAACUACACGAGGAGGAUCCAUACAUCUGUAAAUACUGCGAUUACAAAACGGUGAUUUUUGAGAAUCUGAGUCAGCACAUAGCAGACACUCACUUCAACGACCACCUUUACUGGUGUGAGCAGUGUGAUGUGCAGUUCUCCUCCAGCAGUGAGCUGUACCUGCACUUCCAGGAGCACAGCUGUGACGAGCAGUACCUGUGUCAGUUCUGCGAGCACGAGACAAAUGACCCCGAGGAUCUGCACAGCCACGUGGUGAACGAGCACGCGUGCAGGCUCAUCGAGCUCAGCGACAGCUACAACAACAAGGAGCGUGGCCAGUACAGCCUCAUCAACAAAAUCAGUUUUGACAAAUGCAAAAACUUCUUUGUGUGCCAGGUGUGCGGCUUUAGGAGCAGGCUGCAUACAAAUGUCAACAGGCACGUAGCUAUUGAGCACACCAAAAUAUUCCCUCAUGUUUGUGAUGACUGUGGGAAAGGAUUUUCAGGUAUGUUAGAAUAUUGCAAGCACCUAAGCUCUCAUUUAUCUGAAGGGAUUUAUUUGUGUCAAUACUGUGAAUAUUCGACGGGACAGAUUGAAGACCUUAAAACUCAUUUGGAUUUUAGGCAUUCAGCAGAUUUGCCUCAUAAAUGUACUGAUUGUUUAAUGAGGUUUGGGAAUGAAAAAGAUCUUUUAAGUCAUCUUCAGAUACAUGAGACAGUGUGAUUGCUUUCUUUCUCUGUAAUCAAUUUGUUAGAAUUGGAAUUAAUUUCCAGUCACUGGAAUGUGAUAUUAAAUACAGUUUUAACAACAAUUUUACAUUUCUAAUGUUUUCAUCUUUAUAUCAGUAAAGCAUGUAUAGCACUUGGUGUUGUGAAUUUCCUUGUCUAGGGGUUUCAGUAGGAAUAAUCACAUUUCCAGUGUGAUGGAUCAGAUUUUGUGGGGAGGGACAGUGGGCGUAAUUGCAUGUUGUGAUACGAGUUCUGAUGGUCAUCCCACUCUUUCGUGUCUAGUGAACAAGACUUCUCUUGACUUUAAAAAGGCACAAAAACAAAGCAAAUACCUAAUUCCAUGCUUAAAUAACCCAAUACUGGUUUCAGUGGCACAUCCAGCUCAUGUUACCCUGUGUGGCAGCAGGUCAUUGCACUGGUGUUUAGCAAUAGCACUAGCCUGCCAAAGAUAAGGGUGUUCCAAAAGUUCCCGGGCAUGGACAUCUCCAGAUUCACAUACCAGCCUUCAUUUACCACCUCAUGCUCCUGAUAAGCUUUUUCAAUUGUCCUAUUUUUCUCUUAGGAUACCUUUCUGACCUCACUGUUCCCUUUGUUCUAUGUUUAAGUCCUAUCUGUGGGACUGUCCAACACAUGUACAACACACUCUUCCACAAGACUCCCACAUGAUAUUCCCUUAUAUACCUUCAGUUCUUGUAUUUGAAUGUGCUGAGGAGACACCUAUUGCUUGGGUUUGGAUUGGAUCAUGUUCUAAAGAGUAAUUGCAAAAGGAAUUCACAAUGAUCCUGCUGAGAUUAAUUUCUUGCGUAAAAUCCUAGUUUAGCUCUCACUGAAAUUAUGUAUGUCACUAACCUAUGACUAGAGCAAUCUUCUAGUAGUCUAUAUUAUUGUAAUAAUUCUGUAUAUUUAUCAUUAUCUUUCCACCACUAGUAACUUGAGGAAUGUUAUUUUAACUGUAAAUUUCAAACUUUUAUAUAUGGGCUUAAAAGACUGGUACAUUACAAAAUUUUUACUAAUAACUCUCAAAUUAUUUCACACAUUUGUUUAUUUUACAUGUAGCACUUUCCUGCCAUUGUAAUAGUUGUGAGUUUUUACAGUUCAUUCUGUAGUUCUAUUUCCAAGUAUCCACUUGGAAAUAGAUACUUUUUAUCUAUUAAAAAGAUAAAAAGACAA
Parus major (Great Tit) is the source of this 3333-nucleotide messenger RNA. RefSeq names its product zinc finger protein 639 (gene ZNF639). Gene Ontology annotation, molecular function: RNA polymerase II transcription regulatory region sequence-specific DNA binding; DNA-binding transcription factor activity, RNA polymerase II-specific. Gene Ontology annotation, cellular component: nucleus. The coding region runs from base 716 to 2158 and encodes 480 amino acids. The record is from RefSeq and is a predicted model, not a curated record. Gene Ontology annotation, biological process: regulation of transcription by RNA polymerase II. Lineage: Eukaryota; Metazoa; Chordata; Aves; Passeriformes; Paridae. The transcript has 6 exons.